AUGCCUGAUAUCGACACUACCGGAAACGAAUCGGAAGCUAAUAGCUUUAACAUUCGCCAAGCUUCGAGUCACAGAGGACCUGAAGCUCGCAAGCGGUUCGCGAGUCAGUUAAUGUUACCUGAGUGGAUGAUCGAUGUUCCUGAGAAUCUAAGCAGAGAUUGUGUUCAAAAAAUAUCUAGGGGUUACUCGCUUUAUGAAUGUACAGCAGAGUUCAGGUUCUUUUGGUUGCAGUCAAAACCUGACGAGACUGGUAAUGCGUAUGAGUUUGAGCAGCAUGCUAAUUGCAAGACAAAGCACCCAAACAAUCACAUAUACUUUGAGAAUGGAAAGACUAUUUAUGGAGUUGUUCAAGAGCUCAAGAAUACACCUCAGGAGAAGUUGUUUGAUGCUAUUCAAAUUGUAACAGGAUCUGAUAUCAACCACAAAAAUUUCAACGCCUGGAAAGUUGGGACCAUGACUGCGAUCAAGGAUGGAUUGUUGUUCUAUAACAAACAUGCACAUUAUCAUACUGGGAAUACUCCUCUGGUGUUGAUAUGGAAGGAUGAGAGGUGUAGUCAGUAUGUCACUGAUACAGACAACAAUGGACAAGUUUUAAACCAACAUAUUGUGUUGGAGUUGCAAGAUGAUGGGAAAAUUGAUCCACCCGUAGUAAUUAAUUGCUUGAAUGCAGAUUUUAUAAAACAGGAUGAGAGAAACGAUCAGGCACUUGGCGGUUCUCAUUGGUCCGAAGGUUGCGUUUUGGCGAUGGAGUUUUUAAACUACAGUCCCGGUGACAUGAAAUUUGUGAAUGGUACUGAAAGAUGA
Molecule: messenger RNA, 804 nt
Organism: Eruca vesicaria subsp. sativa (arugula)
Lineage: Eukaryota; Viridiplantae; Streptophyta; Magnoliopsida; Brassicales; Brassicaceae
Source: the annotation of a GenBank genome assembly